Salvelinus namaycush (lake trout) is the source of this 1585-nucleotide messenger RNA. It is a transcript of the gene cep43, whose product is annotated as centrosomal protein 43. Bases 28 to 1449 code for a protein of 473 amino acids. The transcript is spliced from 18 exons. Gene Ontology annotation, molecular function: protein binding; calcium ion binding. Gene Ontology annotation, cellular component: centrosome. The record is from RefSeq and is a predicted model, not a curated record. Gene Ontology annotation, biological process: microtubule anchoring. NCBI's taxonomy places the organism in Eukaryota, Metazoa, Chordata, Actinopteri, Salmoniformes, Salmonidae.
CUUGGUUGCCGACUAGCUAAAAGAAAGAUGUCUGCCACGGAGGACGACACUGAGUUGCGGGAUCUUUUGAUCCAAAACCUAGAAAACAGUGGGGUCUUGAACAAACUAAAGGCAGAAAUGCGCGCUGCUGUCUUCCUGGCUAUGGAUGAACAGGAUAAAGUGGAGAAUAAAACUCCACUUGUCAAUGAAAACCUGAAGAAAUGUCUUAAUACAAAGGAUGGACGCCUGGUGGCCAGCCUCAUCAUAGACUUUCUACAGGUCUUUCACCUGGACUUCACGCUUGCUGUCUUCCAGCCAGAGAUAAACUCACUAAAUGGCCUAGACAGCCGUGAGCAGGUCUCUUGUGAGCUGGAUAUCACCGAGACUGAUAUGAACAGGAACACUCCUCUCCUGCUGGAGCUCGUCAAGAGGGGCAGACACAAGGAGAAGGCCUCCAUCUUCUCAGAGGGGGACAAAGCCACAAACAUCCCCAAGGAACUAUCCCCCAGGCAAAUAGCAGACGCCCGGAAGAAGUUUGAUUGUUAUGACAAGGCCAGAACUGGUGGGAUACGCAAAGAGGACUUGAAAGUUGUGUUUGGAGAUGUUUUUCCCAACUUCAACAAGAACAUGCUGGAGAAGUUUGUCACUGAUGAACAUAGAGUUGGAGACAAGGCCUCCAGUAAAUCUAUAGACUUCCAGGAGUUUCUGGGCUUGUACAAGCGCUUCUUCAGUCAGUGUCGAAGUGUGGUCACCCAUGACACCAGUGAUGUAAUUCACAAUCCCAGUCAACUUAUUGAGGAGAAGAAAAGCACUACACCGGCUAGUAAGAUCCCCAGGUUUAAAGGUGCACAGGCGGAGAAGGCUGACGCCAAGGGCGUGGAAGUCAGUCACAGCCACAGUGACACCAGCCUGCGCUUUGGCUCUCUAAAGGGCAAAGGGCAGGGUCACGUGACGUCAAGGCACAGCGAGGCGUCCGGGGACAACGACCCCACGGCGAGCCUGAAGAAGGGGCUGGACCUGGAGGUGGAGGAGGACCUAGACGAGGACGACUCGUUCUUUGACGACCCUCUGCCUAAACCACAGAAAACCUACGGCUGGAGAGCAGCAGAUUCGGACCCGGCCCCACAGAGGAGUGCUGCAGAUGGGCUUCUCCUGAGUGGAACCCCCCAUCACAGAGACCUCUCAGGCAGCAAGAACGGUACUUCUAACCCCAGAGAGGAAGGAUUCAAAGACUUGAAAAUUAUAAAUGAUAAAACCGGAUCUUCUGUGCAGGAUGACGACUAUGGCGAUGACUUUAACAGCCAUCGAUCGGAUAUCUCCAAGAGUGAGGUGAGCAUCGGAGAAGAGAUCGAGGAGGUUUCCAUCGAGGGACCCGACAACAGCGAUAAGUUUGAUGAGAUCACUCAGGACCUCAGCGUAUCUCAGCUCAGCCAGAGUCAAGGAGCUGACUACAUGGAAGAGGUGGCAUGACAAUCCCAUCAGCCUUACACCACAAAGACCAUUUCUACUACGUUAACUAUUAUUUAUGUUAUGUGUGCACAUAAUUUGUGUACAUUUGUGUUCAUGGAUCGAAUAAAAUUACCACUGUCACCGAGAUUGUUCUUGA